AUGGGUUACUGGAAAUCAAAGGUUGUUCCAACGAUGAAGAAAUUGUUCGAGAAGAAGAAGGCUCCGGUGGAAGAGAAGCCACGAGAGGUGGUGGAGGAGGUUGUCAAAACCGAAGAACCAGCCAAAGUGGAAGAAACCAAACCGGUGGAAGUUACAACCGGCGAGAAAGAGAUUGAAAUAGUUGAAGAGAAGAAAGAAGAGGUUACACCGGCUCCGGUUCCGGUCCCGGCUGCUAUGGAGGAGAAGAAGCCAGCCGUGGAAGAGGAGAAGAAGGCCCCUGUCGAGGAGAAGAAGCCAGCCGUGGAAGAGAAGAAACCAGCCGUGGAAGAAGUGAAGAAAGACGUUGUUACCGCAGCGCCGGUGGCUGAAACUCCAUCGACCAAGGCCCCGGUAACUUCUCCGGCGGUUGAGUCGGCCAAGGCUCCGGAAACACCUAAGGCUUGA
Arabis nemorensis is the source of this 444-nucleotide messenger RNA. Lineage: Eukaryota; Viridiplantae; Streptophyta; Magnoliopsida; Brassicales; Brassicaceae. The record is from the annotation of a GenBank genome assembly.